ACACCAUCUCCCACUCUAUAAAUUCCACAGCUACCAAUUAUCAAACAUCAUCAAAUUUUAACUCCUAGAUUCAGUUUAAGUUUCCCUCCAAUGAAGUUCUUUCUUGUCCACGUUUGUACACUUCUCUCGGUAUCACUUGUAGGAAGUCAUGCAGCGACUCCUGAAGUUUACUGGAAAUCUGUGUUACCAAACAGUCCUAUGCCAAAAUCAAUCAAAGAUCUUCUGUAUACAGAAUGGAAUGAUGAGAAGAGUACUGCUGUGGGGGUCGGAAAAGGUGGUGUCAGCGUUCAUACUGGAAAACCAGGAAAACGAACAGAUGUUGGUGUUGGGAAAGGCGGUGUCGGUGUUCACACCGGAAAACCAGGAAAAGGGACGGAUGUUGGUGUCGGAAAAGGCGGUGUUGGCGUGCACACUGGAAAACCAGGGAAGCGGACCGAUGUGGGAGUAGGAAAAGGCGGAGUAGAAGUGCACACUGGCCACAAGGGGAAGCCGGUUUAUGUAGGUGUACAUAAAGGACCUGAUCCUUUUGUUUACCUAUAUGCCGCAUCCGAGGAUCAGCUCAAGGAUAAUCCCAAUAUAGCAAUGUUUUUCCUAGAAAAUGAUUUGCACCAAGGCAAAGAAAUGAACCUACAUUUCACGAAAAACGACCAAAAAGCAACGUUUUUACCUCGAAAAAUCGCUGAUUCUAUACCCUUUUCGUCGAACAAGCUUCCCCAAAUCUACGACGAGUUCUCAGUUAAAACUGACUCGAUGGAAGCCGAGAUCAUGAAGCAAACGCUUAACGAAUGCGAGAGUACAGGCAUUGAAGAUGAAGAAAAGUAUUGCGCAACUUCAUUAGAAUCCAUGGUCGAUUUUAGUACUACCAAACUUGGUAAAAAUGUGAAAGCGAUUUCAACAGAGGUUAGCGCUAAAGAAAGUACCCCGUUACAAAAGUACAAAAUCAAAGUCGCUAAAAAGCUUGCUGCAAACAAAGCCGUGGUUUGUCACAAGCAAAACUAUGCGUAUGCGGUCUUUUAUUGCCAUAAAACCAUUAGUACUCAAGCUUAUGCGGUUUCUAUGGUUGGUGGGGAUGGAACAAAGGUGAAUGCAGUGGCGGUUUGCCAUACUGACACUGCAAAAUGGAACCCGAAACAUUUGGCGUUUCAAGUGCUUAAAGUAAAACCAGGAACUGUUCCGAUUUGCCAUUUCUUACCUGAAGAUCAUGUUGUUUGGGUUCCAUACUAAUAAACUCAGUAGGGAAAAACAUAUAUUACAGUUUGUGAGUAUGUACUAUUUCAAGAAUCUAUUAGGGUGAGUGGUUUCUAGAGACCCUAUUUAUGGUAUUGUUGCUACUUUUGUUUAUCAGUAUUUGUAAUGUAUAGAAAUAAGUACUCUGCCCUUUUCACUUGAUUAUAUGUAUGUUUAAUUAGUAGAACAAAUUGCUUCAAAACUUUUACAAAA
Messenger RNA from Helianthus annuus (common sunflower), 1440 nucleotides. RefSeq names its product BURP domain protein RD22. The transcript is spliced from 3 exons. Bases 91 to 1224 code for a protein of 377 amino acids. The record is from RefSeq and is a predicted model, not a curated record. NCBI's taxonomy places the organism in Eukaryota, Viridiplantae, Streptophyta, Magnoliopsida, Asterales, Asteraceae.